Leguminivora glycinivorella is the source of this 3342-nucleotide messenger RNA. It is a transcript of the gene DAAM, whose product is annotated as disheveled-associated activator of morphogenesis 1-A. NCBI's taxonomy places the organism in Eukaryota, Metazoa, Arthropoda, Insecta, Lepidoptera, Tortricidae. The record is from RefSeq and is a predicted model, not a curated record. Gene Ontology annotation, molecular function: actin binding; small GTPase binding. Gene Ontology annotation, biological process: positive regulation of actin filament polymerization; actin cytoskeleton organization. The transcript has 20 exons. Bases 324 to 3122 code for a protein of 932 amino acids.
UCUCUGACACGCCGUGACAUAGCUACCUACUUCGCGCGCAUUCGCUGCGCGCGCAGCCGAGCAGUCACCUGCCGACCGUCGUUGAUCUCGCGCGUAAACAUUAAAAAAAAAACAUACGAUGCCGCGCGCGCGCCUAACCGAUCGAUUCGAAAUUUGAAUUUCGCGUUUUAGGCGUUUUUCUGGAUAUGUUUCGUGCCAGUGUUACAGUGGUUGAUCGUGAAAUACAGUGAUUUGUUUAUGUGAACUUUAGUUAGUAAAUUUGACAAACCCAGUGAUGAAGAUGUGAUAGUGACCAGCACCGGACAAAGUGAGAGAUCGAGAAAAUGUGCAGCAAAGACCAGAUUAACCAUAUACUCGGGAAGAUCAAUGUGGGCCUGCCGUCGUGGUCGCGCGGGCUGGAGGCGGCGGAGGCAGCCCGCGCGCGCCUCGUGCGCUGGGCGUGCGGCGAGGCCCCCGAGGAGGCCCCGCGCAAGAAGAUGCCCCACGCGCUGCGGAAGCGGUGGCCUCUGUGCCCGUGUCUACAGAAUGACGAACCUCCAGAGAUCACGUACUGCGUGGUGGGCGGCACGGGAGGGCUGGCGCUGCAGGCUGUCACUCCCACCCACCCCAUGCCGCCGCAGGAUGAGCUGGACGCCAAGUUCGCGGAGCUGGUGGAAGAGCUGGACCUGACAGCCGUGAACAAAGCGGCCAUGAUGGAGCUGCCAGCCGCGAAGAAAUGGCAGAUCUACUGCAGCAGGAGACCACCGCCAGGGGUGGUCCUACCGAUGGGAACAGCUCCACAAGUUGAGGAGUAUAUCAAGGCACUCAAUGAGAUCGCUGACGCGUUCACUUCAUCGGAAGGCCUCGUGGCCCCAGAAUCCUGCGCACUCCUCGACGGUUUGAAGACAGCGCUUCGCACUCGCGCGCACAGCUUCGUCCUGCGCUUCGUCAAACAAGGCGGCUUGGGGGCCUUACUGGACGCCUUGCAGAGGGCGCCUCGGGACGACGCCAUCAACAGGCAUAACCUUAUCGCUGGGAUCAAGGCCCUGAUGAAUAAUUCGACGGGCCGCGCACAUGUACUUGCACAUCCGACCAGCAUAGAUCUGAUCGCUCAAUCGUUGGACACAGAGAAUGUCAAGACCAAAGUCGCUGCUCUGGAGAUCCUGGGCGCCGUCUGUCUUGUGCCUGGUGGACAUAAAAAGGUGCUAGAAGCAAUGGUCCACUACCAGAAGUACGCCGCGGAGCGCGCCCGUUUCCAGUCGAUCAUCAACGAGCUGGACCGCAGCACUGGCGCCUACCGAGAUGACCUGGGCCUCAAAACUGCCAUCAUGUCCUUUGUUAAUGCAGUGCUGAAUUAUGGUGCAGGAGAGGAUAGCUUGGAGUUCAGACUUCAUUUGAGAUAUGAGUUCUUGAUGCUGGGAAUACAGCCUGUAAUCGAGAAACUCCGCAAAUACGAAAAUGAGACUCUCGACCGCCACAUCGAUUUCUUUGAAAUGAUCCGCAACGAGGAUGAGAAGGAACUAGCAAGAAGAUUCGACAAACAACAUGUGGAUACCAAGAGCGCAGGAACCAUGUUUGAGCUGUUGAGGAGGAAAUUGAGUCAUACUGCUGCUUAUCCACAUCUUCUGUCUAUGCUGGAGCAUAUGCUGCUGUUACCCUUGGAAUACAAUCCCCACGCGCAACACUGGCUUCUGCUCGACCGAGUUGUCCAGCAGCUUGUCCUGCAGCAGCCCAACGCGGGCAGCCGGUCUACCAGCUCGCAGGAGACUGACCGGGACGACCGCAGUGAUAUCAACAAGGUGUACGACCCGGAUGUGGCGCCUCUCGAGAUAAACGUCACCGAGAUCGUGCACCUCCUCGCGAAGGAGGAAGAACUGGUCGCCGCGAGAACGAAGGCCGAGAAUCUUGAGAAGGAGAACGUGGAUCUCGCCACGGAGCUGGCUAAGAAGGAGAAGCAAGUGGACCAACAGAGCCAAGAACGCGAGGAGCUCGAGAACGUGGUCGCGCGCCUCAAGGAGCGACUCGAGAGGGAAACAGCUGCCAACAUGGACAGCUCCGAGAGAGCCAGGCAUGCCGCCAUGAGGGCCACCCAGCUUGAACAACAGCUCAAUCAAGAGAGAUCCGAGCGUGCGAGGUUUGAGAAACUAGUCAGCGAGGGAAGCAUACCUGAUGAUGCGAAGGUCAGCAAUCUGAAGAGCGCCGUGAUCUCUACCUGCAGCGUGCCGCCCCCUCCCCCGCCCCCCUCCCUCUGCCCGCCGCCGCCGCCCGCGCCCGCGCCGCCCGCCGCCCCCAUCCCCCCCGCGCCGCUCGCGCCCGCGCCCCCCGCCGCGCCCAAGCCCAAGAAGAACGUGCCCACCCCCGGGAACCCGCUCAAGAGCUUCAACUGGAGCAAGCUGCCCGACACCAAGCUGCAUGGGACCAUCUGGCAGGAGCUCGAUGACACCAAGCUGUAUAACGCGAUGGACUUGAACACUAUCGAUAAGAUGUUCUGCGCUUACCAGAAGAAUGGAGUGCAGAAUGAAGGCUCAGUGGAAGACCUAAGACAACUAGGCUCCAAACCACGAACGAAAAUCCUAUCCGUCAUCGACGGUCGCCGCGCACAGAACUGCACCAUUCUACUGUCCAAACUUAAGAUGUCCGACGAGGAGAUAUGCCGAGCGAUCCUGCGCAUGGACAGUGGCGAGCAGCUCCCGAUCGACAUGGUGGAGCAGCUCGCCAAGUUCACGCCGAGCGCCGAGGAGGCAGCCUUACUGGAGGAGCACCAGGACGAGCUGGACAACAUGGCGCGAGCUGACCGCUUCCUCUACGAGAUCUCCAAAAUCCCUCACUACUCCCAGCGCGUGCGCACCUUGCUCUUCAAGAAGAAGUUCGCGGCCGCCGCCGCCGAGGCGUCGUCUCGCGCCUCCACUGUACUCCGAGCUGCCAGGGAGAUGACACGAUCCCGCCGCCUUAGAGCAUUGCUAGAAGUUGUGCUGGCUCUUGGGAACUACAUGAACCGAGGAGCGCGCGGCAAUGCGUCAGGCUUCAGGUUGACGUCACUGAACAAACUGGCCGAUACCAAGUCGAGCGUCACACGCAACACUACACUUCUGCAUUACCUCGUGGAACUGCUGGAGACACAGUUCAAAGAUAUCUGCUGUUGAAGAGGAUUUACCACACGUCCGCGCAGCUGCGAAAAUCUGUGUGGAACAACUUGAGAAGGAUGUUGGCGCCUUAAGAACUGGCCUGCGAGAGGUCCAACGCGAGGUGGAGUACCAUCUCUCCCUACCUUCCCCCGCGCCGAGCGACGCGUUCCUGCCCGUGAUGCGAGACUUCCACGCUCACGCCGUGUGCUCCUUCACGCAACUCGAGGACCUGUUCCAG